Molecule: messenger RNA, 2906 nt
Organism: Megalopta genalis
Lineage: Eukaryota; Metazoa; Arthropoda; Insecta; Hymenoptera; Halictidae
Gene: cert
Product: ceramide transfer protein
Biological process (GO): ER to Golgi ceramide transport
Molecular function (GO): lipid binding
Source: RefSeq, a predicted model, not a curated record
UAUGAGAAUGUUCUGUGUCCAUUGUAAGAAAAAAAGAUCCUGUUGUCUUUUCCGUUAUUAACUGGAAAUGACGCACGAUUCAUUGCGUAGAAAAGUGUUGUACAGAUCAAAUUAUUGUUGAAGUAUUCAUGAGAAGUGUAAACAAUUCUAUUGAUAAACAGUAUGGCCAAUCAACAAAGAUUAUGUACAGUGCAUGAAUCACUCAUGGAAAUACUGCUUGAACGAAACUGUUGAUUUUCUGCCACUUAAUUCUUCUUGUUAUUUGCCAAAAAAACACAAGCUGUUGAUGUUUCAUUCUUUGGAUAAGGCUUUUUACAUAAGGUUAUGUGUACGAUAAUCGAUGAUUAAUAUGUUCUGAGACGUUAUCCGUGUUCCAUCAGUGGUUGAUUACAUACUUCGCAGUUUUUAAACUGAUUAAUUAAGUAACCAUUUGUCGAUAGACUUACCCGUAUCGGUAACGUUAAAAUACAUUUCCCCGGGUAUGUUGAAAUUAUCCUAAACUUAAACAACGAUCAACGUUGAUACCGUGAGAUCUACUCGUGAGAAUGGCCGAUGAAACAGAAAUCGUUCGUCUUGCCAACGAGGAUAUCGAGUGUCUGGAAGCUGAGGUAGACGGUGAUGAUGUAGAUGAAGAAGGUUCCGACGGGGUUGUCGUUCCAGAGCUUCAGGGUACAUUAUCCAAAUGGACAAAUUAUAUACAUGGCUGGCAAACUAGAUUUAUUGUUCUCAAAGAUGGUACUUUAUCUUAUUACAAAUCUGAGCAGGACAGUGGAUUUGGAUGUCGUGGUUCAAUAAGUUUGUAUAAAGCUAACAUUAAGGCGCACGAAUUCGAUGAGUGUAGAUUCGAUGUGUCUGUGAAUGAUUGCCUGGUAUGGUAUUUAAGAGCAAACUGUCCAGAAGAAAAACAACGUUGGGUAGAUAUUCUGAAAUCAUAUAAGUCAGAAUCUGGUUAUGGAAGCGAGAAUAGUCUGAAACGUCAUGGUAGUGCCAUUUCGCUUGUGUCAAAUACACAAUCUAUUACAAGCGCAGGUAGCUUUACUAAACGUGGUGUUAGAGGAUUAAAAGAAAAAUUAGCAGAACUUGAGACCUUUAGGGAUAUCUUGGUUAAGCAAAUUGAUACUCUGCAAAAAUAUUUUGAUAAUUGUGCAGAGAAUGCUAAGAAUAUUUCCACGAAAGAAAAUAAAGUUGAGACAAUGUUUGAUCCAGCUGAACAAGCAGUAGAUUUUAAGGGAGAAGCAAUAACAUUCAAAGCAACUAGCGAGGGCGUGUUAGCAACAUUGCAGCAUUGUGUUGAGUUAAUGGUACAACGAGAAGAUGCAUGGCGUCGUCGAUGGGAAAAAGAAGUUGAGAAAAAACGAAAAGUGCAAGAACUUUACAAAGUGUUGAAAGAUCAGGUUGGACCACAACAAACUGAUUCACCGAGACCUAGAGUUCUUAUCCAUGGAGGUCCUGAUUACGAGGAAGGUCCGCACAGUGCUCUCUGUGAUGAAGAAUUUUACGAUGCAGUAGAAACUGGAUUGGAUAAAAUCGACGAGGAAAAUCAACUGAGAGACCGUUUGAAGCAAAAGUCAGUUUCAAUUUUAACUGUUCCCACCAUGUCAGCAGCCAAGCACAGGCUUUGGCCAGAGAUAGAGAAAAAAACGAUGCAACAGUUGCAUUAUGCACGACUUGGUGUUGGAGCUGGUGGAUGGCAAUUGUUCGCUGAAGACGGCGACAUGAGAAUGUACAGACGCGAAGAAGAGGCUGAUGGCUUAGUGGUAGAUCCCUUGAAAGCAUGCCAUGUUGUAAAAGGAGUCACUGGCCACGAGGUUUGCCAGAUAUUCUUCAGUCCCGAGUAUAGAACUGGAUGGGAAGCAACCCUGGAAGACAUGACUGUGGUCGAAAACAUUUCCAAAGAUACUUUAGUAUUUCUUCAAACUCAUAAACGAAUUUGGCCGGCGAGUCAGAGAGACGCUCUAUUCUGGUCGCACAUGCGUCGUGUAUCCGAUGAUCAAGAUCCGGAUGCACAUGAUUUAUGGAUAGUUUGUAACCAUAGUACAGAUCAUCCUGACCAUCCUCCAAACACGGGAAAAUGUGUACGAGUUUAUCUGACCGUGUGUCUUGUAUGUCAAACCUUUAUCGAUCCACCGAAAGAUGAAGAAGAAAUAAAGAGAGAUAACAUUACGUGCAAAAUAACAUACUGUUCCGUUGUUAAUCCUGGUGGAUGGGCUCCAGCGUCUGUCUUACGUGCUGUUUAUAAAAGGGAGUAUCCAAAGUUCCUUAAACGUUUUACUAGUUUUUGUAUUGAUCAGUGUAAAGACAAACCGAUUAUAUUUUAAGUGUAAUUCGAUAGAUAUUCCAUAUUUUCCAUCCAAUUCUUUAUUUAUGACAUUGGGACAUCGUUCUGACGCUCUCGAUGCAUUAAUAUAUCAAAGAUAACAAAUCAGAAGUUACAUAAUACAGAAAACUCGAAAAGAAAAACUCUCCCAGUAUAAAUGAAAGUGUUUUGUAUACUAUUUUUUUUAUUUGCUUAAUAUGAUAGCUUAAUGGAACAGAAUAUAAACUGUUCCAUCGAAAGUGAUUUAAUAAAGUGUAAAAAAAACAUUAUAUACACUUCCGAGGUAAACUUUGGAACACGCGCGCUGAAGCACUGUUUAUAAAUUAUAUUUACUUCUUUAAAUAAUAGCCUGUUAUUUUAUUGUUAUACACAAUGCUGUCGCAAGCCAUUUGUAAAAAUCUUAACGAAACGAUUACAUAUACAUUUAUCUAUUGUUAUAUUAAAUAUUCAAUUAAAUACGAAACUGUAUAAUACAAAUUAUAUUGUUAUUUUUAUUUAUACAUAAAAUGUGUACAAAGAUACACAAUAUAAUGGUCGAAUGAAGAAACAUAAUAAAGACUGUUGUAGAUUUGUCUUAAAUCGUAUUUUA